UCUGAAAGGUGCACAGAGUUCCGGCCUCCAGCUGUGAUGGAGAACCUCACUAUGGACAACAUGACCCUGGAAAAUAACACGUCGAUGCUCGACAACCAGACCCUGGGAGUUUGGCACGACUACUCCAUCGAAUACAAGGUGAUCAGCGUCCUGCUGGUGUCCCUCAUAUGCGGGGUGGGGAUCGUGGGGAACAUGAUGGUCAUAUUGGUGGUCCUAACCACCAAACACAUGCGGACUCCCACAAACUGCUACUUGGUGAGUCUGGCCGCAGCUGACCUGAUGGUACUGACGGCCGCCGGGCUGCCCAACAUCACCGACGCGCUGCGCGGACAGUGGGUGUACGGUUACGCGGGCUGCCUGGGGAUCACCUACUUCCAGUACCUGGGGAUCAACGCGUCCUCCUGCUCCAUCACAGCCUUCACCGUGGAGCGCUACAUUGCCAUCUGCCACCCCAUCAAAGCGCAGUUCCUGUGCACCCUGUCCAGGGCGAAAAAGAUCAUCAUGCUGGUGUGGGCGCUCACCUCCGUCUACUGCGUCAUGUGGCUCUUUCUGUCCGACACCAAAAAAUUAGUCUACGACAACGUGGUCCUGCUCACCUGCGCCUACAAGGUGUCCAGGAGCCACUACCUGCCCAUCUACUUCACGGACUUCACCGUCUUUUACGUGCUGCCGCUGCUGCUGGCCACCGUGCUGUACGGGCUGAUCGCCCGGAUACUUUUCCUGAACCCGCUGCCCGCCGAUCCAAAGGGCGCCAGCAGCCACAAGUGGAAGAGGGAGGCGAGCCAGGCGGGAAGGAUGAUAAGCGCCAGCUCCUCCAGCAGCACCACGGCUUCCUCCCGCAGACAGGUCACAAAAAUGCUUGCUGUGGUGGUGGUCCUCUUCGCCGUGCUUUGGAUGCCUUACCGGACCUUGGUGGUGGUCAAUUCUUUCCUAGAAAAAGCUUACUUGGACACCUGGUUCCUGCUCUUCUGCCGUCUCUGCAUCUACUUGAACAGUGCCAUCAACCCAGUGAUCUACAACGCCAUGUCCCAGAAGUUUCGCACAGCUUUCAAGAAGCUAUGCCAGUGUGGUCCCCAGCGCAUGGAGAAACCGGUGACCUACAGUGUGGCACUCACAUAUAGCGUCAUCAAGGACACCUCCAAUGGCGAAAGUCCUGACCACUUUACCACUGAACUGGAUGAUCUGCAGUCGCCGACAGACCAAUACCUACAUGCCAACAUUUUGCCAUGUGCCAAAACGAUGCAGUGUGAUGAGAAUAUCCUCACUGGUCAAGAUGUCAAAGCUUGACUAAAGUUAUCUGAAUGUCAGGGAUUCUG
This is a messenger RNA of Oryzias latipes (Japanese medaka), 1316 nucleotides long. RefSeq names its product thyrotropin-releasing hormone receptor a (gene trhra). Gene Ontology annotation, molecular function: thyrotropin-releasing hormone receptor activity. Gene Ontology annotation, biological process: phospholipase C-activating G protein-coupled receptor signaling pathway. The record is from RefSeq and is marked provisional. Gene Ontology annotation, cellular component: membrane. NCBI's taxonomy places the organism in Eukaryota, Metazoa, Chordata, Actinopteri, Beloniformes, Adrianichthyidae.